Molecule: messenger RNA, 644 nt
Organism: Erigeron canadensis
Lineage: Eukaryota; Viridiplantae; Streptophyta; Magnoliopsida; Asterales; Asteraceae
Exons: 2
Coding region: 45-644 (199 amino acids)
Source: RefSeq, a predicted model, not a curated record
UCUUGAUCCAUCUUUGAUAUUGUCUAUACAUAAUUUUAUAAAAUAUGUGUAACUAUAAAAUGAAUGAAGCAAUGACUACAUCUUCAUCAUUUUCAUCUCCUUAUGAAUCCCGGGUAAACGAUCUUCUACAUCUAGAUAGUGCGUCGGCUAUUAAAAAGAACUCGAAGAAGAUCUUUUCUAGACAAUUAUCAAUGUCCGAGACUAAACGUGAUUUAGCAUGGGAACAGAAACGUCAACAAAUGCUCAUUCAAGAACGAAAGAGGGAAGAAACUAUUGCAAAUCCUAAUGACUUAUGUGACCAUGACCUUAAUGAGCUCAAAGGUUGUAUAGAGCUUGGUUUUGGUUUUGAUGAAGAAAAAGGUGGUCAAAAUCUAACUAAAUCCUUGCCCGCCCUUGAUUUUUAUUUUGCCGUGAACAGAAUUGGAAGCCCUACGAUGAGCCCACGUUGUGUAAGUUCGUCGGGAUCAAAGCUCUCUGGGUUUGGUUCAUCGUCGUCGAAAUCAUUAGAUGAAGAAAGAUCAUCAUCGGUUAGUAGUGAGGAUUCAUGGAAGAUUUGUAACCCAGGAGAAGAUCCUCAACAAGUUAAGACAAAGUUGAGGCAAUGGGCUCAAGUAGUUGCUUGUUCAGUCAUGUUGUCUGCAUGA